This is a messenger RNA of Haliotis rubra (blacklip abalone), 2617 nucleotides long. Its product is annotated as T-complex protein 1 subunit gamma-like. The coding region runs from base 118 to 1761 and encodes 547 amino acids. The record is from RefSeq and is a predicted model, not a curated record. The transcript is spliced from 17 exons. Gene Ontology annotation, molecular function: ATP-dependent protein folding chaperone; ATP binding; ATP hydrolysis activity. Gene Ontology annotation, cellular component: chaperonin-containing T-complex. Gene Ontology annotation, biological process: protein folding. NCBI's taxonomy places the organism in Eukaryota, Metazoa, Mollusca, Gastropoda, Lepetellida, Haliotidae.
UGUGUGUGUGGGAAUGAUUAAAGGGACUUAAUCGACCCUAAAUUAUAGUUGUCUACCCUUGUUGAUAGGGGGCGCUUCACGCACUGUAGCCUCAUUCCAAUAUCACAACCCAAAACCAUGCCGGCGAUAAUAGUGCUAAACCAGAACACGAGGCGGGAAUCUGGCCGUAAGGUCCAGCUCGGUAACAUAAACGCCGGAAAGGCCAUUGCAGAUGUCAUAAGAACAUGUCUUGGUCCUCGGGCAAUGUUGAAGAUGCUGAUGGACCCAAUGGGUGGGAUUGUAAUGACCAACGAUGGAAACGCCAUUCUUCGUGAGAUUAAUGUCCAGCAUCCUGCUGCCAAGUCUAUGAUUGAGGUUGCCCGCACACAAGACGAAGAGACUGGAGACGGAACCAAAUCUGUCAUCAUCCUCGCUGGUGAGGUAUUGUCUGUAGCUCACCCUUUCCUGCUUCAACAAAUGCACCCAACUGUGAUAAUAUCUGCGUUCAGACAGGCCCUCGAGGACAUGCUGGAGAUCCUACACAACAAAAUCAGUGUACCCAUCGACACCUCAGACAGAGAACAGAUGCUGAAGAUUAUCAAGAGCUGUCUAGGAACAAAGUUCAUCAGUAAAUGGAUGGACAUGGCCUGUCAAAUAGCCCUUGAUGCCACACAAACCGUUGCCUUGGAAGAAAAUGGGCGUAAAGAGAUUGAUAUUAAGAGAUAUGCAAAAGUAGAAAAGAUCCCUGGUGGCCUAAUUGAAGAAUCUAAAGUGUUAAAUGGAAUUAUGGUCAACAAGGAUGUUGUUCAUCCAAAAAUGAAAAGGAGAAUAGAAAACCCAAGAAUAGUUCUACUUGACUGCAAUUUAGAAUACAAGAAAGGUGAAAGUGUGACAAACAUUGAAAUUACAAAGGAAGAGGAUUUUGUGAAGAUUCUGCAGCUGGAGGAAGAGUUUGUGAAGAAGGCGUGUGAUGAGGUGCUGGCGGUGAAGCCUGACCUGGUCAUCACAGAGAAGGGGGUGUCCGAUCUCGCUCAACACUUCUUUGUGAAGGCAGGGGUUAGCGUUAUCAGGAGAGUCCGGAAGACAGACAACAAUAGGAUAGCAAGGGCAUGUGGAGCUGUCAUAGCAAACCGAACUGAUGAACUGAAGGAGGAGGAUGUGGGCACAGGUUGUGGCUUGUUUGAGAUCAAGAAGAUUGGCGAUGACUACUUCACAUUCUUGACGGAGUGCAAGGAGCCCAAGGCUUGCACCAUCCUCUUGCGGGGGGCCAGUAAGGACAUCUUGCAUGAAGUGGAGCGUAACCUUCAGGAUGCCAUGAAUGUGGCCCGAAAUGUCCUCCUGGAACCCACUCUGGCCCCAGGCGGUGGCGCCACAGAAAUGGCCCUUGCACAGGCUCUGAAUGAAAAGGCAAAGAGCAUCACAGGGGUACACCAGUGGCCAUACCGGGCAAUCUCUCGUGCUCUGGAGGUGACACCAAGGACUCUCAUCCAGAACUGUGGGGCCAAUACCAUCAGGACUAUCACAGCUCUCAGGGCGAAGCAUGCAAAGGGCGACAGUGUGACCUGGGGAAUUGAUGGCGAGACAGGCGCCAUCGUCGACAUGAAGCAGUUUGGUGUCUGGGAACCAGUCACUGUCAAGAAUCAAGUGUUCAAGACUGCAAUUGAGACGGCAGUUCUACUGUUGAGGAUCGACGACAUCGUGUCGGGCGUAAAGAAACAGGGAGGUGAUGCAGCCGCUGCCCAGUCCGCUGCCCCCCAGGCGUCAGAGGGCCCUGAGCCCUGAGCCCUCCCCACCCUCAGCUUCCAUAACAGCUCCACCUGACCUGGGUUCGGCAUGGUUGUCAUCAUUGUCACAGCAUCAACAUUUCUCCACCAGUGUACAUCAACGACUCUAUUGAUGUCUCCAACAUUUAACUGUGGGAAGCACAAGGCUUCUAGUCUCAAUUCAUACACUAUUUGAUUAAGCAGAAACAUUGAGCAAUAAGAUGGAAUUUUUAUUUUGCUCUGGUGAAAGACUCUUAAGAAUCUGAAAUGAGUGUUAACAUGGAUGAAUUAGCUCUCUGAACAAUGUUGCCAUCAUAAUAUGCUUUUCAUAAUUCAUGCCAUCAUCAAAUAUUCACUCCAUUGCACAUGUCAAUAUUUUCUUGUCUCUAUGACAUCAGAGUUAAAGUGUCCAAAUGCAAUUAUCAGCCAAUGCAAGAACAUCGCCUUUGUCCAACUUGGUUAUCUUGUCAUGUGAGUUCUUAUGAUUCCAUGUCUCAGCCAAAUAUGAAGAAUAUUGAAUUGUACUGUAUGGCAUUUCCUUCUAUUCUUGAUUCUAUCCAUGUACAUUAUGCUGGCAAUGGGGAAAUGUAUUGAGCAGACAGAAGUGGGUUGUAAUAAUGUAUUUAUAUUGAUCAAAAGUUGUCACUAGAAAAAAGUUCUCCCUUUCUGUGGUUGCCAUGGCAUCACUUGUCACCAGGUUCCCGUGGCAACCAUUGGAUGAAGUGUGCUGUACCGUUUAUUUCUUGCUUUCAUCAUGUCAAGUGCUAUUCUAUUGUUUAUUAUUGCCCAGGCCGUAUCAGAAACACUGUCUUGGGCUGUACUUGUUUUUGUAUACAAAGCAAAAAAACAGUCAAAUAAACCAAAAAUGUUCUAUC